AGAAAAGAUGGCUGGUGGGAAAGGGAAGCUUCUUUCAAAGGAUUCUGGAAAAUCCAAGUCGAAAGGGUACUCGCGUAGCCGUAGAGCUGGUCUGCACUUUCCAGUCGGUAGAAUUCAUCGUUUUCUCAAACAAAGAACGAGUUCAUCUAAUCGCGUUGGAGCUGCUGCAGCCGUUUACAGCGCUGCCAUCCUCGAAUAUCUGACUGCUGAGAUUCUGGAGUUGGCUGGGAAUGCUUCAAAAGAUCUCAAGGUGAAAAGAAUUACCCCCAGACAUCUUCAACUUGCCAUUCGAGGAGACGAAGAGCUCGACACGUUGAUCAAGGCUACUAUUGCCGGAGGAGGUGUUAUCCCUCACAUCCACCGUUACUUGACUACCAAGAAAGGACAGAAAUCUGAAAAGGAUUGAAAAGAACAAGCAGUUCCAGCACCGUCGCCGUAGGCGAUCGUGUGUUCAGCAAUCAUUGUGCACUUGUUAAUUAUUGUAAUGCCUGAUUGCUUGAUUCAUGUCUGCCAGCAAUGAUUUGUUGUUUAGCAUUUUUUUUGCUGAUUGUGAG
Cylicocyclus nassatus is the source of this 554-nucleotide messenger RNA. The record is from the annotation of a GenBank genome assembly. NCBI's taxonomy places the organism in Eukaryota, Metazoa, Nematoda, Chromadorea, Rhabditida, Strongylidae.